CUCUCCACCACUAGGCUUCUCUUCAGUAAUCCCGUCUGGAAUGGCGCCAAAACGGUGCCCACCACCAUCAUCAGGAACAUCACAGCACUCUCCAGUCAGAUAGCAUACGAAGAGCGCAUCGACAGCAACAUCACCACCCUGACCACCACCAACGCCGACACACUCAAUGGACUCAUUCAGGGUUUGUUAUACGUUCCCGACAUCAGCCGAAUGCCGUCUUGUGAUACCCAGCAGUACGACUUCAUUCCCAGAAACGUCACCCGCCGCGCCAACCUCCCUCCGACCAACUAUAAUCUCAUCGCCCUUGCCCCUUGGUUCAGCAUCGACUGCACUCAGGCCUAUCUCGCUGCCGCCCGCGCCGAUCCCAUCCGCGCUUUCGUCUUUUACAAGCCGAACAACUCCUCCAACAAACCCCAGGAUGUCAACUCCCCCGUCUGGAACCUCGACGACGAUGGCGCUUGGAAAGACCAGAACCAGUAUCCCGUCUUCGCCGUCUCGGGACUCGAGGGCCAGAAGAUGAUGACCCAGCUCAGCCUGUAUUCGGGAACCGUCGAGCAGAUUCCUCACGGCCAGGAGAUUUCGCAACUCUACGGCCCCAACCCGAAGGACUACGUCCGAAUAUGGACCGAGUUGAACAUGAAGAAUCCAACCAACAUCCCGGCCCUGUGGAUAUUCUUCCUCAUCGUCAUUGGCGCCUUGCUCUUCAUCAUCGGUGGAAUCUCAAUCACCAUGCAUCUAGUCCAGAGGCGGCGGCGCAUCUCUCUCAGGCGUCGCGUCAUGUCCGGCGAGGUCGAUCUGGAGGCCAUGGGCAUCAAGAGACUCACCGUACCGUCGACAUUUGUUCAGGGAUUCCCGCUCUUCACCUACAACCAGGAUCCGGACCAGCUCAGUGGUCAGUCGACUCCCUCUUCUCCGACACGCAGCAUCCGCAGCACACGGAGUGUGCGGAGUAAGAGGUCAAGCAUCACAGGGUCCGACACCACCGCCACCAACUUCCAGCCUCGAUGCCACAUCUGCCUCGAUCGCUUCGAACAUCGCGUCACCGUCAUCAAGGAACUGCCCUGUGGCCACAUUUUCCAUCCAGACUGUAUAGACGAGUUUCUUCUCGAAAACAGCUCGCUGUGUCCGAUGUGCAAACAUUGCAUGUUGCCCCGUGGCUACUGCCCCCCCAUCACCAACGGAAUGGUCCGUCGCGAACGCGCUCUACGGAAACUCCGAGGCAGGGUA
Messenger RNA from Trichoderma reesei QM6a, 1227 nucleotides. RefSeq lists its product as uncharacterized. Gene Ontology annotation, cellular component: cytoplasm. Gene Ontology annotation, molecular function: ubiquitin protein ligase activity. The record is from RefSeq and is a predicted model, not a curated record. Lineage: Eukaryota; Fungi; Ascomycota; Sordariomycetes; Hypocreales; Hypocreaceae. The annotation marks the transcript as partial. The transcript has 3 exons. Gene Ontology annotation, biological process: ubiquitin-dependent protein catabolic process.